AUACGUAACACUUGUUUAUCCCUACAAAAACAAGACUUUGCGAUUUCACCAGUUGUUAGUUUACCCUGGUCACAUACGCCGACGCGUAGUCACGAUGGUCUUCCACUCCUCGGUGAAAUGUGUACUCUUACUAUUUUUACUCAUGAUCAGUAUUUGUUCGAUAAAUUACGCCCAGACCAAGGAUAUCGCCGCUCCGGUGGUAACGAUUCCUCAAGGAACCCUACAAGGAACAAUUCGAACAACCAAUCACAAUCGGAAUAUUUCUGCUUUCUUGGGAAUUCCUUAUGCACAACCACCAAUUGGGAAUCUCAGAUUUGCAAAUCCCGUAGCUGCGGAUGGCUGGAAUGGAUCUCGCAAGGCUAACGUAGACUUAAGUAUGUGCCCUCAAGCCUCAGAGGAUAUUGUCUUGGGCAAUGAAGACUGCUUGUGGCUCAAUAUUUACACACCGCAGUUUCCGGAGAGCAACAACUCGGCAUUACUUCCGGUGAUCGUGUAUAUUUACGGAGGAGGUUUUAGGACUGGAAAUGCUAGAUCUGAUAAAUACGGCCCAGAUUACUUACUUGAUGCAGACAUAGUACUGGUUCUUCCAAGUUACCGUGUUGGUCCACUUGGAUUUUUGAGUACCGGUGACGAGGUGGCCUCAGGAAAUUGGGGGCUCAAGGAUCAGGUCUUGGCACUAAAGUGGGUUCAAAAAAACAUAAAGUACUUUGGCGGCGAUCCUGAUAGAGUCACAUUUGUUGGAGCGAGUUCAGGCGGCGCGUGCGUGCAUCUUUUGACGCUGUCAGAUGCAACAAUUGGGCUUUUUCAUAAAUAUAUAACGCAGAGUGGAUCAGCGCUCGCAACAUGGGCUCAUACACCCAGAGCUGCUUGCGCGAGCCGCGCUUUUCAACUUGGCGAGUACGUCGGAUGUUUCAACAACACGUCGGAUUCUCUAAUCGACUGCCUGCGAACAAUUGACUUUGUUGAUAUUCUUGCCACGCAACCGCAGUUUUUUGAGUGGCGCACAUAUCCAGACCUCAUUUGGGGCCCUACCGAUGAGCCGGACAUCGAAGGCGCAGUACUAACCGACAGUCCCACGAAUCUUUUUGCUGCUGGAAAGAUCCGUGACCUGCCUUGGAUUUCCGGUGUCACCCGAGAUGAAGGAACCAUGUACACGGGAGAUUUCUUCGACAGUGAAGAAAUGUUUCAAGAUUUUCUCGAGAACUAUGACUUUGCCUUGCCCCGCAUGAUGAGCUUGACAUACCAACCGGACAAAGGAAGUGCUUACGUUAACGGCAUAAAGUCGUAUUACUUAAACAACGAUCUGACCACCAAUACAAGUGUUCUACUCGCUAACAUUACGCACGCCACUGGCGAUGGUAUGUUUCGAUAUCCGGCCUACGACGCACUUCUACAGCAAAAUUCUAUGGCAAAGAAUCCACAGUACUUCUACACUUUCAACUAUCGAGGAACUUUCUCCAACAUUUACCGUUAUUAUAAUACAACGAAAGAAUUGGGUGUAGCUCACGGUGACGAAACCUUUUACAUCUUUGCACCUGAACCGCAGUUUGCCAGACUAAAUUUAAACAAAACCACGACCAGAAGAGAUUUGGAAAUCGUAGACAUCAUGGUUCAGUUGUGGACCUCCUUUGCAACCAAUGGAACACCGACGACUUUGGCUUCAAACGGCACAAUAUGGAAACCAUUUUCGGCUGCAGAGAGAAACUAUCUUCAAAUAGGAAACGGAUCUGAAGUUUCGCUCAAAGUUCAGCAUUCUUUCUUUGAGGAGCGAAUGAAAUUUUGGGCUACCUUAAAAGAAACUCCAAAGACCUUAACUGUCCUAUCAAACGGCUCAAAUGUCAUAACAUCCAAAUUUUAUUCAUUAUUCGUACUUAUGUUAUCUUUUUCAAAGAUAUUUUUGUAACAGCGAUGAAGAAAUGGAUAAAAAAAUGGAGUCUUUUGCAGACAACUGAAAUAUAAACCUCAGUAUAAUCAGUAUUAAAUAAAUAGUAGAGUCACGAAGAAAGGGGGAUGUUUGUUAGUUUUAUUCCAUCUUGUGAUAUUUUCAACAGUUAUGUGAAUCUUCUGAUUACAAAAUGCUCACACUUACGCCCAUUUUCUCCGAUACAGUUUGAACGGCGUUCAGUUUCUUCUGUAAGGUUUGGAGAUAGGCUGAACUUAGUUUAAACUUGGAUUACCGUUGCAGGAUUCGGGUCUUUUUAGAGUUGGGUUAGUUAGCACUAGUAUGGAAUAAUCAUAAGCAAUAAGAAUGGAUAUGGUCAUUCCGGUCAGGUCUUACAUCUUAUGCACACUGAGUGCGAUUUUUCUAGAAUUUUUCUUCUGCUAUUGGUUAAAAACUAGAGAAAGCGCAGUUGUUGCGACGAUUAUACAACCGUGGUCGUUGCGCUCCGUGUGCAACCAGUGAAAAGCGCUUACUACUAGAGAGUUACUACGUUUACGCACGAUCGUUUCACACAUUAUGCGUUGAUUAUAUGUAUAAUUUGUACCAUGCUUAUGCACACCACUAAUAAUCUGUACAUUGCAUAAACAGCGCAUGAUGCUUUAAUAAAAUUAAACAAAAUUAUUAAACUGUACAAGUUAAACACACUAAAAGUGCAGGGAGGAUGGGUAAACUUAGUGAAUUAUAAUAUGUUCGUGCUGUUCGACGUGAAACAUCAUUUCUGAACCUCAAAUAGUUUAUAUUAAGGGUGCGUUCAGAAACU
This is a messenger RNA of Neodiprion virginianus, 2702 nucleotides long. Its product is annotated as esterase E4-like. The transcript has 8 exons. The record is from RefSeq and is a predicted model, not a curated record. Lineage: Eukaryota; Metazoa; Arthropoda; Insecta; Hymenoptera; Diprionidae. Bases 95 to 1903 code for a protein of 602 amino acids.